AUAUAGGACCGCGUCUGAGACCAUCUUCACUACACAUCGCGGUGCACUCAACGGGGAUCACAGUAACUCUCGAUCUUGUCACCGUACGCCGUCAAUCUCCGUCGAAAUGCAGGUCACAUUAGUCCUAUCAUCGUUGCUGUUGGCAACCGCCGCAGUCAGCGCAUACCCGCAGAGCCCGGAGUCCAAAGCCGCCAUCGUUUCCCAAGAUUCAGUGCUGAACCCCGACGGAACCUUCAAGAACAAUUUCCAGACCGAAAACGGAAUCAGACAGGAACAGGUCGGUUCCUUCAAGGCAGGACCACUCGGUGAGCCCGUUUCCGUGAUCCAAGGUGGUGUGGCUUACGUAUCUCCGGACGGACAGACAAUCCAAACCGGAUACAUCGCCGACGAAAACGGUUACCAGCCGUACGGAUCCCAUCUGCCGACUCCACCACCAAUCCCAGUCGCAAUUCAAGAUUCCCUCAGACUUUUGGCAUCUCUGCCCAGCACACCCGAACCUCAAUACCAGUGAUCGCAAUAACCGCUUUCAUCCCUUCCGUCUAACUGUUGUCAUUUUUACUCUUCACUUCCGACUUUACGUACCGCAACAUUUAUAUCAGUAUCGUAGUGAUUUUUGCCAUCCUCCUUCUUGCCGUUUGUAUGUUCGGAAACGAGCGACUAUAUGUGCCGAUAUUUGAACUUGUACUUUUUAACUGUAUAAUUAUUGUGUAUUCUUUUCUGCACCACAAUAUAUACUGUCAAUUAGUAAUAAAAUUGUACACAAAAUAAAACCAAA
This is a messenger RNA of Sipha flava (yellow sugarcane aphid), 775 nucleotides long. RefSeq names its product endocuticle structural glycoprotein SgAbd-4-like. Gene Ontology annotation, molecular function: structural constituent of chitin-based larval cuticle. The transcript has 3 exons. Bases 107 to 511 code for a protein of 134 amino acids. Lineage: Eukaryota; Metazoa; Arthropoda; Insecta; Hemiptera; Aphididae. The record is from RefSeq and is a predicted model, not a curated record. Gene Ontology annotation, cellular component: chitin-based extracellular matrix.